Messenger RNA from Notodromas monacha, 6333 nucleotides. The record is from the annotation of a GenBank genome assembly. NCBI's taxonomy places the organism in Eukaryota, Metazoa, Arthropoda, Ostracoda, Podocopida, Cyprididae.
UAAUUUCGACAGAUUGAAACAUAUCAGCGGUGUGGCUUAAAAGCACACCAAAGCAUGGAUUUCGUAGGUUUUCGCGUGUGUCAAUGGCUAGAUUGGGCACAAUGUGUAUACGGAGGUGCUAUUAGGGUAUAGUAUUUUUUGUUUCACGUCUGCAUGAGCAUGUUCAGCGAAGAAACAAGGACGCUCGGCAAAAUGUCUGAAAAAGCGGAAGCUGCGCCGUAUAACUCGUUCGACAAUUUUCCGGGGUCAUGUUCUACUGCGCUGAACACCAAUGUUACGAACGGAUAUUCAGAGCGCGGUUUCCUGUCAUCCAGAGUUUCCGGGGAGGACGCAUCGAAGAAGGAUGGAAUUGAUCUCAUAUCCGACCAAGCCAUCGAGGAUCCGGACAAAUGGGAACUAGAGCAGUUAUACGAAGAGUCACCCGAAUUGCGCUUCUUUGAGAAUCCGGUUGAAGUUGGCAGAGGAGCGUUCAGUACUGUGUUUGUCGCGAAUCCAAUCGGCCAAGCAAAGAAAGUUGUUCUGAAAAAGCUGAAAAGAACGUCCCACAUAGAUACAGCGGCGAAUGAGUUGCAGUAUCUAUUGAGACUUGGGGGGAAGCACCACGUUCCGGAGUUGCUGUGUCAAGUGCGGAAUUUUGAUUCCGUUAUCUUCGUCAUGCCUUUCUUACGUUCGACAGAUUUCAAUGUGAGUUUUUUUUGCAUUGAUACCCUGUUUUGUUUCGUCUAUUCAUCUAUCGUUCAAUGUUCGCAGACCUGGAUAAGUAAUCCGAAAAUGGACGAAGUGAAGGAUUAUUUCCGGAAUCUUUUCGAAGCCUUGAAUCAUGUUCAUUCGUUUGGAAUCAUGCACAGGGACGUGAAACCUGGGAACUUCCUAUUCAAUCGCGAAUCUCGUCGGUGUUUGUUGAUCGACUUCGGUCUUGCGCAAUAUGAGCACGGAAAAGCCCCUAUCGAAGAAGAUGAAGAUGAUGAAUUCACGGAUGAAGAAUUAUGUUCAAAGCCAAGAAUGAGCACGCCGUUGAGGGAACUUGUGAUGCCACAGAGUCAAGACUCCGACACGGAGAGUAUCGAUUCUUGCUUGAAUUUGUCAUUGCGGGAACGACUUAUUCGUCGUGACAGUGCCAACAGUCAAAGGAUCAAGGAAUGCUUGGAGCUUAUGGACAAACAGACAAAGGCCAGAAAGAAGCGGAUAUCUAAAGAAAACCCCAAAGAUUCAGAUCUCUUCCCAAGUUUCGAGGCGUUUUCUUCAAAAAAUGCGCACAUUUUCGAGCGUUUUCUCCCUCGUCAGGGUGGGGAAAGAGGACUUCGCUCCUAUCUAAAUCGUUUCGCAUAUUCACGGAACAAGGCUGACGCUUACGCCAAUCGUCCCGGAGCGAACAAGGACGCGUAUUUGUUUCUGGAAGGCGAGAAUUGUCCGUGUUUAGGGGAAGGCUGGAUUUGCGAAAUAUGUCGUGAACAGGCUCAACUGCGAGCCCCAAGAGGAGGAACUCCGGGAUUCCGCGCCCCGGAAGUCCUGCUUAAAAGCCUGCGGCAAACAACAGCAAUUGAUAUCUGGUCAGCCGGUGUGAUGCUUCUUGCUGUUCUGAGUAAAAGAUAUCCUUUCUUCACUGCAUGUGACGACGCUGAAAGCUUAGUGGAGAUCGCUGGGGUAUUCGGCACGGAAGCCGUCGCGGAACUUGGCGACAAGUGCGGGAAAGUAGUGACGUUUGACGUCAGUUCCGGUGUCGGUCCACCUUUGGACCUUCGCGCUUUAACUCUGGUUCUCCGCCCAGCUUCCGACGUGUAUGUGGAGCAAAGCAGUCAGUGUAAAUUCUGCCGUGUCGCUGUGAGUGCAAGUGGGAAGUCGGGAUGUUUGUGUGUGAUAGAUUGGAAACGAAGGCAUCUCAGGAAGAUGAGUCCGACAAAGAAACGAUCAUCCAAGGCUCCUUUGCAUCCCGUGCGGAGUUCCAAGGAUGUAUUUCCGGAUUCCGUGUACGAUUUGCUGGCGAAGUUGCUUGCUGUGGAUCCGAAAGAGCGUUUGACGGCUAGGAUGUCGGGCGAAAUAGACGACGAACCGCUCGAGUGCCUCGAUUUGAGCGGAAAGGAGUUGAAAAAAGUGCCACCCGCGGCGUGUGAUCAUUACAACGUCACCACGCUUUCCUUAAACCACAAUGAGCUUCAGAGACUCGAAAAUGUCGAUACCUAUGGCAACUUACUCAAGCUUACGGCAACGCACAAUUCGAUCUCAAGAAUGUACGCGUUAAGCAGAAUGUAUUCCCUAAGACACUUGGAUCUCUCGUUCAAUAGCAUCACGGCCAUCGAAGGACUUCGAGAACUCGUACAUUUAGAAUGGCUCAGUUUAUCUGGAAACAACAUCAAGACCGUUGAGCACUUGAACACGAACACAGCUUUGAAGUACCUGGAUCUCUCGAGCAAUUGCAUUUCCAGUGUGACUGACCUGAAAAAUUUAAGGAACCUGAGAACAUUAUAUUUGCACGACAACCACAUUUCGGAUCUCAAGUUUUGCGACAGGUUUUUACCAAAAGAAACCUUAAUAAUCCUCACGUUACAAAAUAAUCGGAUCGCGGAUCUCUGCCAAGCGUAUUAUUUGAAAAAUUUCGUUGGAUUGAAGAAACUUAGUUUUUAUCCAAACCCGUGUUUGCAGUCUGCCGGCGAAAAAACCUCUUUCGAUUACCGGCCAUUCUUGAUCAAUUGGUGCAUGCAGUUGCAUAGCUUGGACGGGAUCCCUGUCGGCGAACACGAGUUAUUGAAAGCGGAAUGGUUGUACUCUCAAGGCAAAGGGCGACACUUCCCUCCAUCAACAAAUAAACACAAGGAACUCGUUGAAUAUCUGAUUGGGUGUUGUCCGAUGGCGAAUGAAGAAGACCACGGAGAUCCCGAUGGACAUCUGGAGCGUGUACUGAUGAAAGCUCGAGAACACCAGACCAAAGGCAAUGACUUGGGAAAGACGAGGCCGUUGAGUGCGGAAAAUGACGUGGAUGAUCCGAAUGGAAGACGUAGGCGAAAACGUGAACAGGUUUUUCACUCGUCCAGCAGAUCCGUUUCCGCAGUCGUGGCUCCGAUUGUAGCCGCCAAAAAAAUCUCUCGUCCCACUAGUCACUCGAGAAGUUCGAGCAUCAGUAUCACUCCUUGCAGUUCUCCUCGAGUCGCGAAAGAAAACGGGGUAAAAGUGGCGUCCAAGUCGUCGACGAUUCCUUCAUCCUCGACGAAGUCGAAUAAAUCUCAUUACGACGUUAGUCUGAGUCCUGCUAUAUACACGGACCCCUCGACAGCUAGAAGGAAUCGUGGGUUGUGGCACGUUGACCUGAUGGCGCAAAGUUGUCACGUGGACGCCAUCCGAGAUUUCAUGGCUGACGACGACGAGGAUGAGACCAGGGAUGGGUUCGUGUCGCCGCCGGAUUUGUCCAUCUCUCGGAUUUCUGGCCCGGAUUUCCUUUUGAGCAAGGACGACGUGAUGACGCGGAGUUGGGAUCCGAGUUUGAAAAUUUCUGCGAAGUCCCCUAAACCGAGCGGAGUUCCGAGACCAGUUUCAGCAGCAGUGAAAUCGGGAAUACCGUCGGUCUCCCGAAAACCAGCAUCCAAACAAAACGUUUCAAAAAUUUACUCUCCUGUUUCCGUGAAGACUACGACGCCUUCUAACUCUUCUGCCCGCAAGACCACGAGUUUAUCUAGUCAAGCUGAGAAGAAGAAGGUUUUACAGCAACGAUCCAUGACUGAGGAUACUCUUCUGGCUCUGACUAGGACAAGGUCCGAUUCAGUGUGUUCCAACGCGUCAGCAAAAAGCAACCGAACCGUGACGCUGACGUCAUCCCGAGACGACGACGAAGACGCCAAAAAGUCCGCCGCGUUGUCCAUUCAGAAAAUUUGGCGAGGCUACAGAACUCGAAAUUUGGAUUCUGCUGUGAAAGAGAAGCUUUGGUCCUUGCGGUCUUCCAGGACAGAGGACCACGUUAUGGCAAUGAGCAAAGAGUUGCGCGAAGCAACUGAUGCAUUGAAGAACGAGCGGCAAAUGCGAUUGUUGAUGACGAAGGCGAUCAAGGAACUGCAUAAACUGGUCGUUGGUAACUCUGAUGCCAGUGAUGAAGGAGGGUGCAGUAGGGAAAGUGUCAAGGGUUGCUGUCGAUGUGCCGAUUUGUCUACUCAAGUGGAGGAGUUGCAAGAGUCGAUGCGAGAAAUGAGCGAACAAUUGAAGAAGCUGACGGAGAAACAUCAGGAAGGGAAUGUGGUGAACAAGGAGAAGCUGAAUGAAAAAGUGGGCGAUGACGAGGAAGAAGAGACAAGUGAAAACCGUGUCGGUGAGCUGCUUGUCCGUGGCGAGAGUUUUUGCCACGUUUCCGAUGACGCUCUCUUGCGGACUGUUCCUUCGACGCUGGAGAUGGAAUCGAGAAAAGAAGCACAGCGGAGGCGACCGACUAGCCUUCCGGUUGUUCGUGUUUACGAACGGAUUCCUCCGCAAGAAGCUGAAGGCAUUGAAGAAUUUGCUAAUCAGUUGGCCAUUUCCCUGUGUACUGAAGUUCAAAACACUGUCAAGAACUCUUAGAGACUGAAACGAAAGAAGAGGCAAGAAAACUUUAGGGUCUGAUGCCCACCGUCGGAAUCAUCCGUCCGCGGAUGCCUGAAAAGCCACGGUUCAAUUUUCCACAAAAAAAUUCAAACCUUUUUUCAAGUUUUUUGUUCUGUUGUUUUUUUCCUAAGCGGGACUUCGGGGCAAGUGCGUGCUUUGCUUUUGGGGUUUUUUCAAGCGUUUCACUUCUCAGAACGAGCUUUUUGCUGCAUUUGAGAUCUUUUCACCAGGGUCGUGUUUAUAUUUUUGUGACAACAUAGUCUUUGAUCGAGAUUUGCACCGCAAAUCUUCUUCGCAUUUGUGCGAACAAGCGUAUAGUAGAAGACCUAAUGUAGGUUAACUUACUACCGGGCAGUUAUUGAGCAAAGGAAAUCAAGUGUGAAAGGACUGACGCUGUGAAAGAUUCACAUACGGAAGUGCUUUUGUGGCCUGGAGGAACCCAGAACCAAGUAGACUAAGUGACUUUGUUUAGCCUUGCACUUGCACUGCGCUGAUAUCUUCCUACAUACUUCGAAUAUCCGUGUGAUUUAGGGAUCUACAAGGUAGCACGUUGUGUACUACGCGUUGCUCAAAUUUAUUCCUGUGAAAAUUUACUUCACAUUUUUUGUUUCAAAUUAAGUGAUGAGCAAAAUUGUGCUUACUCGCAAGAAAAUGAGCUGAUCGCACCAAAGCUCUUUUUAUUCUGGCUCAUUAUUAAGGGCCUUUUCCUGAAUGACCAAAAUCCGUCAAGGCAUUUGUUGAAAAAAUAAUUUGAAAUGACAUUAUCGACAGUCCACAAGUCCUAAGGUGAAUUGACUCUCACAAUAAUCACAAUUUUUAUUUUGGGAAAUGAAUUAAAAAAAAUUAUUUACCCCUGACGAAAUGCCACAAUUCAGUGAAAAAAAAAACGACAGGUUAAAAAAUUCGAAGUGUGCAGGAACCUCGAAUUAAUAAUAUAUAUCUUGCUUAUCUGAAUUUUGAGUAUGGUUUUUCACGUGUGAGAUCAGUUCAAGCGAGGAUAAUUUUUGUUCCACUUAUAUGUGGAACUUGGUUUUGAAUCUCGGAUAAUAUUUCGAGCUAUUUAAGGUGAAUACGUUUCAUUUUUAUUUUGCGAAAGAAUGGUCAGACCAAGUUUUAAGCUUGAACACAGGUGUCUGUGUCAAAAUUCCUUCAUUUUAAUUGCAUUAGCGGUUGUCAAAAUUAUGAACACAGCUCUGUGAAAAGAUCAAGAUGGCUGGCUUUUUUGUUUGUUUGUGUGUGUGUCGAAUCUAGUCCCGCGGAGUUUUGCAUUUGGAAGGAGAGGCUUUGGUUGAGAGCCUUCUGACGUUGGAAAUUUAGCAGGUUGCCCAGCAAAAAGUACCUGUGUUGCGGAAUAAUUUCUCCACUUCGCCAAUUUGUCUUUUGUUUUGUGAAACAUUUUGUUGAAUUUUUUAGUCUGGAGGAGUGUUUUCAUCUGGUCCUUGAGAAGGGGGGAUUUUGCGGUGAAGUAUUUUCCUAGGCGGGAGCGAGAAACAUAAUUCCAGUGUUCCUUUUUUUGUUGCUGCUUGAUGAACCAAUUGAUCUCGCGCCGGAUUUUGUUUUUUCGGGUUUUUGUGUAUCGCCACGGAUUUGAUGGCUGUUGGGUUAUUGGUACAGUAGCAGUUUCACUGCGGUAAUUAGACGUCACAUUCCGAAGGGUCCGUCGAUGAGCUCUUGUAUGACUUGAUUUUUUGCUGAUCUGAUUCAUUAUCCGCGUGGUAAUUUGAGUGUCGUUUUAUUUCGCAGGGGGUCGUUUUUUUGCAUUGCGCAGCGGCG